AUGGUUGUAAAAUCACCUGAGAUGAGGAUACCAUGGAAGCCAAUAAAGAUGUACUGCUUUCGGAUUCUGUUUUGCGUGUUUGGAGUAGCGUUGCUGGUUAUACACCUGUUGUCCAGUAUUCGCUACAGCUCAUACAGAGCGGUGGUGGAUCCUUCCUUCAAUGUAAUUGAAGCGAUUGGCGAAUUAAACAAAAACAUAGCUGCUAAACCCGAUCAUGAUAAAACGAUUGUAGCGAAUAUGAAAGAUGACGAAGCAUUUCCAAAUGAAUCAUUUCAAAAUAGAAACGAUGAUAUGAUCGAUGACAAUAAAGUUCAAGAAUUCACUAGAAAUAACAAAGGAAAUGCAGAUACUUACGCCACAACAACCACCGCUGAAAAGAUUGAAGCUUCAAAAGAAGAAGUGCAGCAUAUUGCUUUUCUAAAGGUCCACAAAGCGGCUAGCUCCACAGCACAGAAUAUCUUUCUGAGGUUUGGUUGGAAAAGAAAUUUGACAUUUGUACUUUCACCGGCCAAAAAUCCUGCUGGAUAUCCAAAUAUUAUCAGUCUCCGGGAGUCUCUUACAAAUAGCAAUAUACUAAGACCUCCUCCUGGCAAGCAUUAUGAUAUUCUUUGCAACCAUGUGUUUUAUAACUACAACGCUUUUAGACAGUUUAUGCCUAAAGACACCAAAUUCAUAGGGAUCGUAAGAGAACCAUUUGAAUUGUAUAAGUCCAUACUUAAUUAUUUCAAACCAAGAUAUAUAUUCAAGAUGAUUCAGGGACCACACCCUGCCUCGCAAUUCCUCCGAGAUCCCGCAAAGUAUGAACCAAAGGGAAAAUCUUCAAACUCGUGGACAAGAAGUCGAAUGGCAAUUGAAUAUGGAUUUCCGGAAGAAUUGUUUAAGAAAUAUGAUAAAGCAGCUUCAGAAAAAUACUUAGAAAAGAUAGGACAUGAAUUCACUAUGGUUAUUAUAGCAGAGUAUUUUGAAGAUUCCGUUGUUAUGAUGCGUCGCUUGUUACGCUGGCAAACGAAGGACAUUCUUUUCGUAAAUUUAAACGUGGCGAGACAUAAAGAUGAAUCAGAGUUAACAAAAGCAUAUGAUAGAGACUUUUACAGAAACUAUGCAAAACUAGACUACGACAUUUACAAUUUCUUUUAUCGUCGAUUAAGAGAGCAGAUUCGAGAAGAAGGUCAGGAUUUCGAUGAUGAGUUAUUAGCUUUCAAAGAACUACGAAAACGAGUGCAAGAAUUCUGUGCUUUACCUGCUGCAGAAAAAGCUCAACCUUUAGAAAUACCGAAGACCAGUUGGGGUGAACAAUUUGCAAUCGGUAUUGAAGAGUGUAAGGAUAUGACUAGUGGAGAAAUUAGUUUCAUUACACGGAUACGGGUACGCCAGUAUGGUUCGAGGGACAUUUAG
Molecule: messenger RNA, 1395 nt
Organism: Mya arenaria
Lineage: Eukaryota; Metazoa; Mollusca; Bivalvia; Myida; Myidae
Product: galactose-3-O-sulfotransferase 2-like
Exons: 3
Coding region: 1-1395 (464 amino acids)
Biological process (GO): glycolipid biosynthetic process
Cellular component (GO): membrane
Molecular function (GO): galactosylceramide sulfotransferase activity
Source: RefSeq, a predicted model, not a curated record